Messenger RNA from Closterium sp. Yama58-4, 984 nucleotides. The record is from the annotation of a GenBank genome assembly. NCBI's taxonomy places the organism in Eukaryota, Viridiplantae, Streptophyta, Zygnematophyceae, Desmidiales, Closteriaceae.
AUGGUGGAUGUGAUCUUCCCGGAGUCCUCCGUGGAGGAGGCCCGCGCCGCGGUUCUCGCGCGUAUCUCAGUCCUCAUCAACGGCCAAGCCUUCAACGGUGUAAUCCCCUCGUUCGAAUCGGCUGCUAGUGAGGCCCUGCGGCAUCCCCGCCGCACCUAUUCCAGGCACUCUUAUUCUUGGCCCUCAGCGAACGACGCCAGAAUCUUUCGUUCCAUUUUCCCGAUUACGGUGCGUCUUCCUAACAAUCGUUCGAUAGAGGUGAAAGUCUUUAACGACCCCAAUCUGGAUUUCACGAUGGCCCGCGCUAGGGGCGACACUCACGUGGUUCUCCGUAACGUGCCGCUGGGGUAUUCCCCUGAGCGCAUACGUAGCACCCUCCUGGCAGGCAGGACUGAAGCAGGACUGCCCUGGCUGUCUGACCUUCAGCUGUUUCACCGCCUCAAGGACCCGUACGAUGAUUCCGCAUACUCUCAGCUGCUCGGCCUCCCCGUGGCGGCGGAUGGCGACGCUAGCUUCGAUCGCAUCCCCGCGGUCCUCUGGCUUCCGGGCCAGGAGGAUCCGGUGCUUCUCAACAUCUCGUCGCACUCAUGUAUCGUCUGCUCCAGCAACCACCGCGUGGCUGACCACGCUUGCUUCGCCCUGACUCGUCGUGCGCGACUCCCCAACCGCCACACCAUCUCGGUGGCUCAACUGCAAACUGUUAAUGGCAGCUUGAUUGGACAACAUCCAGCCCCGGCAGCUUUAAAAAAGGAUCCUGGUCUGCUCCUGAUUGGGGUAGAUCUGGAUGUGGAAACCUGGACUUGCUCAAUGUGCGACUUCGUCUGUGGCCUUGCGCUGGACAGCGCGAUGUACCAUCUCCACUCCGAGCUCCACCGCAAGCGCCUGCAGGAAUCCGCACACUUGCCGGCGGUCAAAGACAAGUAUGGGGCCUGGAGGGUCUCCACACUGCUGCAGCACCAGCGCAUCUCUGCCUUCCUGCAGUAG